UUUUUUUGCACGACGCUCCUGCGCUACUGUAGUUGUCUGACCUGCGUCCCCCUCCAUUCAUCAGUCAUCAGUUUCCGCUCUAAACAUGGCACGAAACAAUUAUACUAUUGUCGAAUAUUUUGGAGGAGAGGACGGUUACCGCUGUGGUUACUGCAAAAACGAAAAGGGAAACUUUUCUCACGGUAUGUGGUCUCACUCCAUGACAGUACAAGACUACCAAGACCUCAUAGACCGAGGAUGGAGAAGAAGCGGUAAAUAUGUUUACAAGCCCAUCAUGAACAAGACAUGCUGUCCACAAUAUCCUAUCAGAUGCCAUGCUGUGAAAUUUCAGCCUUCCAAAUCCCACAAGAAAAUCUUGAAGAAGUUCAAUAAAUACAUUUGUAAAGGAGUAAUACCAAAAGAGCAUGAAGUCGAGCAACCAAUGGAUUCAGUGUGUGAAGUUGUAGGUUCUAAAGAACCAAGUAAAAAAAUGGAGUGUGCUAUUACGGACGUCCAAAAGGAGUUAGCAGAGUGUCCGGCUGUGACAAAUGUUGAGAGGAAUGAGGCAGACGUCACUCCAACUGGCUCAGAGCCAUCUAGAAAAGAGCCAGCCUCUGUCUCGGAGGGCAGAACAACCACAGCCCCAAAACCUGGUAUAGGACUAGACCCCAACCGACCCCCUUGCCGAAAGGCCAAAGAGUUACGGAAAGAGCGGCAUCACCAGAAGGAGCAGAUGAAACAUACUAGCGGUGGGGUCUCCUCCACUGACCCGCCGGCUGCCACUAUGACAAACCAAACCAAAACCCUGGAAGAUCUUCUCACAGAGACAUGCCCUGACACUUCAUCUCAUUGCUUUGAGGUGAGGCUAGUGCGCGCCAAUCCCCCUUGCCCGCAGUUCAAAGCCUCUUUCGACACGUCCUACCAGGUGUACAAACUCUACCAGAUGGCAAUUCACAAGGACCCUCCUGACAAACCCUCCGAGAGCCAGGUGAGGCUAGUACCGGUCAACUUUGAGGACCCCCAAUUUACCGCAUCCUAUGAGCAGUCUGUGGCCCUGUACAGCCGAUACCAGAUGGCCAUUCAUGGGGAUGACCCCAGCGAAUGUAGUGAGAGUAAGUUCCGGCGAUUUCUCUGCGAUUCACCGUUAGAGGCCGAGCACUCUGAUGAUGGUCCUGAAAUGGGUUACGGCUCCUUUCAUCAGCAGUACUGGUUAGAUGGCCAAAUAGUGGCAGUGGGAGUGAUCGAUAUCCUGCCGACCUGCGUAUCAUCUGUCUACCUGUACUACCACCCAGACUUUGCUUUCUUGUCUCUAGGCUCCUACUCUGCUCUCAGGGAGAUUGCCUUCACAAGGCAACUACAGAAGCAGUCCGCAAAGCUGUCCCACUACUACCUGGGCUUUUACAUUCACUCCUGUCCCAAGAUGCGGUAUAAGGGACAGUACCGACCUGCAGACCUGCUCUGCCCAGAAACCUAUGUCUGGGUAACCAUUGAGAAAUGCCUUUCCCUCCUGGAGAAUUCACGAUACGCUCGAUUCAACACGAAUCCUGAUGAAGGAGAUGCCCGGGUCUUGAAAGACGUGGGCAGAGCUCUGGUGCUACACAGACGGACCGUCAUGCCCUAUAUUGUCUACGCCCGCAAACAGAAAGGCUCUAAUGAUGAGCCGGAAGUUAGAGAAUACGCGAGUUUAGUUGGCCAGAACUGUGCUGAAAGAAUUUUACUGUACCGAGCCUAACCUUAAAGAACCGCACCACUGAUGCUUUUAAAAUUCACCUCCCAGCAACAGUCUGUCACUUAAACUUAAUUUCAACCAAGCAGUACAAUAGUGGUUCAGAACAGUACAGUACACAUAAUUUUGUUGCAUUUCCAUUGUCAAGCUUGGCAAAUGAUUCAUACCAUACCAAUUCUUUUCCCAGCAGCCUGCCAGUUGCCAACCACAGUUGUACAUAUUAAUAUUAUGGAUCUAGACAGUUCAUUGGUAGUUUUCAUACUAAUGAUACAAGAUGUCACUCUUGCUUUGCAUAUCUGAUGCAGUGAGCAUAGCUUAUAGCUUUUGCUAUUAGAUUAGCCAUCUGGUUGGGCAUUGAAACCAAUUUUCUUGAUUUAUCUUGAGCCAUUGUCAUCUUAACAUUGACUUAAGAUGUCAGAAAGUGCAGUACAAUUUCUAUUCCACAAAGCAGGAGAGGAUGCAAUUUCAAAAGAAAUCACAUUAUGUUUCAAUUCCUUUAUUAUUUCUUUUAGCCAACAAACUAGUGAAUUGCUUGAACACUGCUGGUUGCUGUAGUGAAAUCAUUAUGGUGCGAUUUCUUUAACAUAGCAUCAUGUAACCUUAUUCAUUUGAAGGGUAGAUGUGUCAAAUUCCACACGCUGAUAUAAAUGUUUCUGCCAAAACUAAUCAAGUGAGGUUUAUUGUCCUCUCCCUAAUAUAUUUUAUUUAUUUGUAUCCAUAAUACUUCAUUAAUAUCUUGCCUUCAUGGCUGCAAUGGAAAGACAAGCAGGACUUUAACCAAACCAGUUGCAAGAUGAACAGUGUUGUACUGUGAGGUGGAAAUGUUGUCUUUUUUUCUUUUCUCGUCUGUUUGUGACUUAGUAGCUUUCAGCUGCCUCUCCCUGUAGUCUCAUUGUGCUCAUUUCUGCCACUUACAUGCAAUCCUACCCAUGAAAAGCUUCAAUGUAGGCAUCACUUAAUGUAUGUUUUUAUUAUAAAUAUGCAGUAUAUAUGUACACUUGACCUCACAGGGAUCAAUCCCUUAAAUGUACUUUUGUUCCUGUGUGUGCUUAGGUAAUGUUGGAAAUAGAUUCAAGCAGCCUCGUAUCUGUUAGAGUUUCCAUUCCUGCUGAUGGAUGGAAUAUUUCUCAAAUGUUUUUCACCAUUGAAAAUUAACUUUUAAUUAAUUACUACCAUUAGAUUUCCCCAAAUCAUAAACCGUGUGGCAGCAAUUGUUAAGUCAGGCCUUUGUAUUCAUGUUCAUAGAUGGCUGUGUGUGGUUUUUUUUUCCCAACCUUAUUUUAACCAAAUAAAGGGCUGUAUAUUGCCUGCUGGA
Messenger RNA from Syngnathus typhle (broad-nosed pipefish), 3020 nucleotides. Its product is annotated as arginyl-tRNA--protein transferase 1. Bases 86 to 1711 code for a protein of 541 amino acids. The transcript is spliced from 13 exons. Gene Ontology annotation, cellular component: cytoplasm. Gene Ontology annotation, biological process: protein arginylation. NCBI's taxonomy places the organism in Eukaryota, Metazoa, Chordata, Actinopteri, Syngnathiformes, Syngnathidae. Gene Ontology annotation, molecular function: arginyl-tRNA--protein transferase activity. The record is from RefSeq and is a predicted model, not a curated record.